AGCAGCAGUAAAAAUAAAAUGGCUUCUAAGUUUUCAGAGGAGCAUUUUUCCUGUAUUGUGUGCCGUGAAAUCUUCAAGGAUCCUGUUCUUCUGCACUGCAGUCACAGUGUGUGUAAAGUGUGUUUGCUGCAGUUCUGGGAGACCAAAGGAUCCAGAGAAUGUCCUCUUUGUAGGAAGCAGUUGUUUGCGGAGUAUCCUCCCAUAAACCUGGCCUUAAAGAACCUGUGUGAGAUUUUCUUACAGGAGAGAAGUCUGAGAUCUUCAUCAGGGUCUGAAACAGUCUGCAGUCUGCACAGUGAGAAACUCAAACUCUUCUGUCUGGAUCAUCAAAAGCCGGUGUGUGUGGUCUGUCGAGAUUCAGGAAAACACACCAACCACAAAUUCUGCCCCAUUGAUGAGGCAGUAACAGACUGUAAGGAGGAGCUCAAAACUGCACUGAAGCCCCUACAGGAGAAACUGAAGAUCUUUAAAGACUGUAAACUGAACUGGAGUCAGACUGCAGAACAUAUAAAGAUUCAGGCCCAACACACAGAGCGUCAGAUUAAGGAGGAGUUUGAGAAGCUUCACCAAUUUCUACGAGAUGAAGAGGCAGUCAGGAUCACUGCACUGAGAGAGGAAGAGGAGCAGAAGAGUCAGAUGAUGAAGGAGAAGAUUGAGAAGCUGAGCAAAGAUAUAUCAUCUCUUUCAGACACGAUCAGAGCCGUAGAAGAGGAGAUGAGAGCUGAAGACAUUUCAUUGCUACAAAACUACAAGGCCACAGUGAAAAGAGCCCAGAGCACACUGCAGCAUCCAGAGGAGCUUUCAGGAGCACUGAUCCAUGUGGCAAAACAUCUGGCCAACCUGAAGUUCAGACUAAGUAUGAAGAAGAUGAUAGACAGGUUGAACACAAGCUCAUCCAGUGCAGAGGCUGUACAACCUUUCACGGCUUGUGUGAUGGAGAUCAGUGACCUCUGUGGAGUAUUUCCACUUCCUGGGCACUACCAUCACUCAGGACCUCAAGUGGGAGAUGAACAUCAGCUCUUUCAUCAAGAAAGCACAGCAGAAGGAAUACUUCUUUGGCAGCUGAAUAAGUUCAAUCUGCCAAAGACAAUGAUGGUGCACUUUUACUCCACCAUCACUGACUCCAUCCUCACCUCCUCCAUGACUGUCUGGUUUACUGGUGCCACUGCCAAGGACAAGGACAGACUGCAGUAUAUCAUUUGCUCUGCCGAGAGGAUGAUUGACUGCAAUCUUCCAUCUCUUCAGGACCUGUAUGAGUCCAGGACCCUAAGGAGGACAGAAAGGAUUGUGGCCAACCCCUCCCACACCAGACACAAACUUUUUGAGACACUCCCAUCCUACUGGAGAGAGCAACAGCAGCAGCGAAAUAAAAUGGCUUCUAAGUUUUCAGAGGAGGAUUUCUCCUGUAUUGUGUGCCGUGAAAUCUUCAAGGAUCCUGUUCUUCUGCACUGCAGUCACAGUGUGUGUAAAGUGUGUUUGCAGCAGGUCUGGGAGACCAAAGGAUCCAGAGAAUGCCCUCUUUGUAGGAGGCAGUCAUUUGUGGCGUAUCCUCCCAUAAACCUGGCCUUAAAGAACCUGUGUGAGAUUUUCUUACAGGAGAGAAGUCAGAGAUCUUCAUCAGGGUCUGAAACAGUCUGCAGUCUGCACAGUGAGAAACUCAAACUCUUCUGUCUGGAUCAUCAACAGCCGGUGUGUUUGGUGUGUCGAGAUUCAGGAAAACACACCAACCACAAAUUCUGCCCCAUUGAUGAGGCAGUAACAGACUGUAAGGAGGAGCUCAAAACUGCACUGAGGCCACUACAUAUGAAACUGAAGGCCUUUAAAAACUGGAAACUGAACUGGAGUCAGACUGCAGAACAUAUAAAGAUUCAGGCCCAACACACAGAGCGUCAGAUUAAGGAGGAGUUUGAGAAGCUUCACCAGUUUCUACGAGAUGAAGAGGCAGUCAGGAUCACUGCACUGAGAGAGGAAGAGGAGCAGAAGAGUCAGAUGAUGAAGGAGAAAAUUGAGAAGCUGAGCAAAGAUAUAUCCUCUCUUUCAGACACAAUCGGAGCCCUAGAAGAGGAGAUGAGAGCUGAAGACAUUUCAUUGCUACAAAACUACAAGGCCACAGUGAAAAGAGCCCAGAGCACACUGCAGCAUCCAGAGGAGCUUUCAGGAGCACUGAUCCAUGUGGCAAAACAUCUGGCCAACCUGCAGUUCAGAGUCUGGGAGAAGAUGCAGUAUACCGUCCAAUACACACCUGUAACUCUGGACCCCAACACUGCUCAUCCUGGACUCAUUGUAUCUGAUGAUCUGAAAAGUGUGAGACGCAGCGAUGAGGAACAGACACUUCCUGAUAAUCCAGAGAGAUUUGGUGAUAACUAUCGGUAUAUCCUGGGAUCUGAGGGCUUUAACUCAGGGACACACUGCUGGGAUGUGGAAGUUGGAAACUGUACAUGGUGGAGUGUGGGUGUGAUGGCAGAAUCUGCUCAGAGGAAGGGGGCAAUAAUCUCUAGAAGUGGAAUCUGGUGUGUGGGGUAUUAUGAUGGUAAAUAUUUCGCAGGUUCUACACCACAUCCAGUCACUCUCCUCUCAGUAGCACAGAAACUCCAGAGGAUCAGAGUGAAGCUGGACUGGGACAGAGGAAAACUGUCAUUCUCCGACCUUCUCACUAACAAACACUUACACACUUUCACACACACAUUUACUGAUAAAUUACUGCCAAUCCUGCAUGUUAAUCGUAAGGAAUCUCCUCUAAAGAUCCUCUCACUUCAGUGCUCUAUAAUUGUGGAUCAGAGGAUGUGUUAG
This is a messenger RNA of Neoarius graeffei (lesser salmon catfish), 2790 nucleotides long. RefSeq lists its product as uncharacterized. The record is from RefSeq and is a predicted model, not a curated record. Lineage: Eukaryota; Metazoa; Chordata; Actinopteri; Siluriformes; Ariidae. The transcript has 12 exons. Bases 19 to 2790 code for a protein of 923 amino acids. Gene Ontology annotation, molecular function: zinc ion binding; protein binding.